ACGCGUGUUAUUCCGUUUCCGGUAGUCAUGGAGGAGAGCAGACGAUGCUUUUAUGCUUAGACAUUGAACGUAGACGUUCCUUUUCAAAAUUAAUUCACGAUCGCGUUUUUACCUGAAAAGAAAUGGGGUUUAAAUGUCUGCAGCUAACGCUUGCCAUUUUAAAGCCAGAUGUUGUUUCUAUGCCUCACAUAGUACAAGAUAUUCAUUCAACAAUUCUUAAGAAUGGCUUUUACUUUGUCAAAUCAAAACAUUUACAAAUGUCGCGAGAAAGAGCUGAACAAUUUUAUGAAGAACACAAAGGGAAGUUCUUUUUAAACAGACUUGUCAACUUUAUGAGCAGUGGCCCAAUCUGGACUCACGUGCUGGCUCGAGAAGAUGCCAUUGCAGAAUGGAGACGUAUCAUGGGUCCUACUAAGGUCUUAAAAACUAUCUAUGAAGCUCCACAUACUAUUCGGGGUCAAUAUGGGUUGACAGACACCAGAAAUUGUGCUCAUGGUUCAGAUUCGGAAGCAACUGCCCAGAAGGAAAUACAAUUUUUUUUUCCAGAAUUUGAUAUUGAAAAGUGGAAGACAGAUGAAGAACCCUUAUUCCAAUCUGGAAAAGUUCAAUUUGAUGAAAAAUCUUGUGAACAUAUGCCUGUCCUGCAGCAUGGAACAAGUAGCCAAGGUGGUUUAUGAAAAACUGUUUUUUAUUGUUUGCUAAUAUAGAUGCUAUAUUAAGAAAAUUUCAAUUUAUUUGAUAUAGACAUAUUGAUGCAAUUAAGCUAUAGGUACGAAGGCGUUCACAUUUGUGGGUGCAAAUUAUAUACAUCAAGAGUUAAGUGAAAUUUGAUUUAACUUCUUUUGUGUCAAGGAGAAGUAAAACUUAAGAUGUGCUUAUCCAAGUUGUAGUUUCUUUUGAUAAAUGUUUUGUCACCAAACUGUGGAACAUACAAAUUCUGCUGCAAGAAAUAGUUCCAAAGUUUGUAAUUCAGGUAGAGUAUCAUGACCAUAACAACUCUGCCUAUACUUCACAAGUCUUCUCAGUGACAUUCGUUGAAAGAUGAUUGAAACUGGAGUGAAAUUUUCAAUUUGUUACGGUGAUACACUUUUGAAGUUAAUGAUUUUAUUAUGGGAAAUAAAUUGUGACUAGCUGUGCAUAUAUGCAAGCCUGGGCAUGCUUGUGCGCAUGCGUGCACACACAUAUUCACUCAUGCAUAUGGACACAUUUACAGAAAGAGAGAGAGAACAUUCAUGAUUAAAAUGUAUUCAUUUUGCAGAUUGUUAGCUUUUUGGUAGCAGAUUAAAUAUAUCUUCAAGGGACUGACUACAUUUUCUUUCCCUAAAUAUUCUGCUGAGCUUUGCUUCACCAGUUCCCCAAUUGAAUGCAUCUGUUUCUGGUAUAAAGUGUGUAAGAUGAACAAUUGAAUCCAAGUGCAGUGUCUAAUGAACUGUAAUUUUUAAAAAAUUGACUAAUGUACUGGUGCACUGUGGACAAUUCAAAUAGAGCAUAGAAGAUGAAUGUGGGUGUCUGUGUGAACAUUAAUGAAGAAUUAAAAUAUGUAAAACAUA
Messenger RNA from Pomacea canaliculata, 1550 nucleotides. RefSeq names its product nucleoside diphosphate kinase 6-like. Gene Ontology annotation, molecular function: nucleoside diphosphate kinase activity. Bases 123 to 677 code for a protein of 184 amino acids. Gene Ontology annotation, biological process: GTP biosynthetic process; CTP biosynthetic process; UTP biosynthetic process. The transcript has 6 exons. The record is from RefSeq and is a predicted model, not a curated record. NCBI's taxonomy places the organism in Eukaryota, Metazoa, Mollusca, Gastropoda, Architaenioglossa, Ampullariidae.